CAGCUGCAAGUCAUGGAGCAAACGUUAAAAGCCAAAUUCAAACCCUCUGCCGUCCCACCAUGUCCUCUAAAUCCGCAUCGUCACCUGCAACGUCGCUCAGCGUCGUCAACGCUGAAGUUGCAGUUCAGGAAGACAGUCCUCGCUCGACUGGGAUCCCCGCGGGUUCGCCGUCCGCAUCAAUAGCGUCAGCGCGCAGAGGGUCGAUCGCCGACGCUGCUGGGAUUGAUUUGAGUGCGAUAGGCAAAGCGGAGGCCAGGAAGGUCAUGUCCGAGGAACACAGGAUGCUCGGAUUCCGCCCUCCACACGGCUCGCUCGCCGCAGAAGUCCAAGCUGCAGCAGCCAAGCAUCCCGAGGGCAACCCGGAGAAACAGCGGCCGGACGUUGCCAAGUUGAAAGAGCUCGCCCGCCAGGACGCGAUUCGGAUCCUAACUGAGCGCAAGCACACCAGCGAAAUAAGCCCCAUUGACGAGGCGGACAGAAAUGCAAAUUCGUCAUCAUCCACCGGAGGCGUGAACCUCAGCACUAUUAGCGUCGCUGAAGCGCGCGCACUCAUGUCUCACGAGCAUCGCGCUCUCGGCUUCCGGCCACCGCCUGGCUCGCUUGCAGCGGAGGCCCAAGCGGCUGCGGCCAAACAUCCUGAAGGAGAUGGCGACACAGUUGACUGUGAAGUGCUGAAAGAGGUGGCGUUGCGUGACGCGGAGCGCAUAAAGGCAGAUCGCGAGCUGAACGUAGCUGGCGAGGUAUAUGUCAGCACAGUCGGCCAGGUCGGGGCGGAAACAGCUGUCUCUGCUACUGAGGGCGCUUCUGGUCACACUCCACCACCGAGCGGGCUCGCUGGUGAAACAAACAAAGCGACAUCUGCGCAUCCUGAAGGGGAUAGCUUCCCUGCAUCGGACGAGGACAGCCAUCGGCUGGAGGAAAUCGGUGAGCAUGAAGCGAAGAAGUUGAAGGAGCUGGAAGGAGAACCGAAGGUACAGAGCGGACACAGUUCAAAUAAGGACUGCGCCACACAGGUUCGGGAUGACACGAAGUACAUCACAAACGAGGCCGAUGAUAUCGACCUCCACAUAGGUGACUCGGUUCCUGCGACUGAGCCUACAGAUAGCUAUAGUGCCGAUCCCGUGGAUCCAGCGAACCUUGCCACUCAGCAUGGUGUAGGUACAGUGCUUCGAUCGGCAGCGAUGGUACGCUCGGAUUCCUCAAAUGAUUCGGUGCAGAUCAUUGGUGACGUAGUGGGUUGAAAAUAUAUUAGAAGAGAGAUAUGCUGGCGGAAAUAGAACUCUUUCAACAAAGCAGAGGCGUAUUGCACCACGAUAGCGAAUAACAUUAAUUAUCCCCAAAUUUGUAUCUGCAGUCGAACCAACCUUCCCAAGUC
Laetiporus sulphureus 93-53 is the source of this 1375-nucleotide messenger RNA. RefSeq lists its product as uncharacterized. NCBI's taxonomy places the organism in Eukaryota, Fungi, Basidiomycota, Agaricomycetes, Polyporales, Laetiporaceae. The transcript is spliced from 3 exons. Bases 60 to 1241 code for a protein of 393 amino acids. The record is from RefSeq and is a predicted model, not a curated record.